UUUUAGACACCAUAAAAAAAAAAAAUUUGUUGUUUAUUUUGAAACACCCUAAUCUAUAUAUUAUUAAUCUAUAUAUCCAUAUUAAUUUAAACUCAAAAAAACAACCCGGUUUAAAAAACUGACCCUCAAGUUAUCUCUGUGUUACGUUUGGGAAUAUUCAAAAUAUAGUUGCGCUCUUUGAUCAGUCGGUAAUAAAAGUUUCUUUAAAAAAUAAACUCUAGGUACCAUCUGUUAUAAAGCGCACAAAUGAUUGGCAAAGUAUCUGACAUCUGAUGUUCAAAUUUACAAUUUUAAAUAAUUCAAGAAUCUCAACUACUGAAAUUUGACAAUCUCAGGCCGACUCCGCUAAACAAAUUAAUUUAUACGUUCCAGUAAAAAUAAACACAACUUCUACUGUACAUACAUUAGUUUUAAGGAAUAACAACAAACAAUUUUCUAUUCAUUAACAAAAUUUAAAACGAUAAAUUACAAAAUUAUUUAGUUUUUUUGCAACAAAGAUUCUGUGAGAUAUAAAAUAGCUGACAUUUACUCGUAAAAAUAAAUAUAUAAAAAUCACAAAAAAAUGGAUAUUUUAAAUUCCGAAUUUGAUUUACCAAUUAAAUACAUGCAAUCAGUCGAUGGAAGAAUAUGUGCGACAGUAAACAGAAAUUGGCUGAAAAAUUUAAAAAAUGUUGGUAAAAUAAUUUUCAUAACACACGACCGUCUGUCUGCUGAUGAAAUUGCAGCACAACCUUCUCUCGAAGAACUAGGAUCUAAUUGGACACGUAUUUAUAUCAAAGUUUAUGAAAAACAAUUUAGUAAUGCUAUACCAUUACCACGAGAUAAACAUUCCACGAAUAUAAAAAUCCAAUCAGAUCUUACAUUUUCACAACUAUUACGUUACGUCUCCGAAACAAAUUAUCGUAAUUUAUGGAAAGAGUCAUACAAAAAAUACUACAGUAUAUGGAAUUUACACGAAUCUAAAGAACAAACAUUACUAACACCAAGCAGUAAUGACGUCGCAGUAAUGCAUGAAGUGUUGUCAAGACUUUACGGUUGUCCACUGAUCCAUGUUAAAAAUAACCAAGUAAUUUCAGUAACACCUGGUGUAAAUAAUAAUUAUAAUUUGCAUUGCAAUCUUUUACCCGUAAUGUUUGCCGUUGAAACGACGUCAGCUUUCAUGAUAUUUCAUGAACAAACAGCUAAAUUUUCCCUCCAUGAGUGUGUGAUGUACAGUCCUGCCACUUUGUCGACCAGUUACAAUAAACCAUUAUUUUUAGUCUAUCAAUUAUUACAUUUGUCGAGAUACCUUCACGAUUCGGGACUAGCCCUCGGUGAAAUAACUCUCAGUGAUAUUUUAUUAAUGGAUAAUUAUACAAUACAGGUACUGCCUAAAUUGGAUGACAAUAUUUAUUUGAAACCGGACGUCCAAACUCGUGCCCUUAUAGAAGAAAAUAAACCAAUAAAUUAUACUGCUAUUAAACUAUCAUCCAAUUCGCUGAAAAUGGACGGAACGAAAGCUCCCCCGAGCUUUGGAUUAAAUGAAAACAUUGAGAGUCUCUGCGAGAUGUGGAUCUACGGUCAGAUCAGCAACUACGACUACUUAACAGCGCUAAAUAAUUUAGCUGGGCGCAGAUUCGGUGAUCCAAGUUGUCAUCACGUGAUGCCCUGGGUGACGGACUUCAGUUCGCGGUCAGGAAAAAAUUGGCGGGAUCUUACCAAGUCCAAGUUUCGUUUGAACAAAGGCGACAGGCAGCUUGAUUUGACAUUUGAUUCACAGACUACUGAAGUAGGCCAUCACGUGUCUGAUGUUCUAUCAGAAAUAACUUACUAUGUAUAUUUAUCACGAAGAUACACGCGAUCAGUACUUUGUAAACAUGUGAGAUCACAUUGGGUUCCAUGGGAAUAUCCGGCGUCUAUUCAACGGCUGCAGGAAUGGAGUCCCGACGAGUGCAUUCCACAAUUUUUUACGGACCCAAAUGUUUUCAAAUCAAUCCAUGAAGAUUUACCUGACCUGGAACUGCCGAGCUGGGCGCGUUCACCCGAGGACUUUAUAGAGAAACAUCGCGAGGCCCUGGAGAGCUUCUACGUAUCGGAGAGACUGCACCACUGGAUAGACUUAACAUUUGGCUACAAAUUGUCAGGAUUGCCAGCAAUUAAGUCUAAAAAUGUGUGCCUACAACUCGUCGACAAUCAUACUAAUUUAACCAAUUCCGGAGUGGUUCAACUAUUUACUCAUCCUCAUCCUCAGAAAAUAGUACCGUCGCCCUACUGGAGUAAAACCGCGCCACGGUUACGAAAUUUAACGCCAAAGAAAUCAAAGACUGAAAAAUCAGCAGACAAAGUAAGCGAUGACGAAGGGCAUAGUUCUGGAUUUGAAGAAGUUGAAUCUCCUGUAACGACAUUAAACGUCACAAGAUCAUCCCCCCUGGCACUGAGCCGCUUAUUGAGUCGUUCGCGAGGUUCCCUGCUAGCUGCUGACGAAAACUCGCGAUCAGAAAAGUCAACCAGCCAGACAAUCCAACUUCCCAAAGACUACAAUCCGGUGGCUGCGCUCAAUCAAGUCGAGUCAGUGCACUCGUUUAUCAGCAAAGUGUCUCACAGAAUUUAUCAACCGGAAAUGAGUAACCAAACUGGACUUGCGAGUUAUAGACAAAUAGUCGCCUGUGCUCGCAUCAAGGAGCAGCAGAUCAUCGGCUGUUUAAUUGUUGAAAUAUUUAUGCCGAACAAAUUCCGCGCGACCUGGAACACCAGCAGGAUAUCAUUUUCUCGUAGACUUGAAACGUGUGUCAAUGUAUUGAAUAAGUUUCCGGAUUUGUUGCCAAAGUGCGUGAGGAACGCGGUCUGUCUUUUACUUCAAGUCAACAUAAUUCCCAAAAGCUACGGUAUUAAUAGCGAGUGCGACCUAACAGGAGACAUUAAUAACUUCCGGUAUCCGACAGUAACGCACAUGGGAUUGCCACCACCUUCAGCUCACCAAUUUCUCCAGCCGAUUUUAUCCAGCAGUCUUUUGCCUUCACGAUACUUUCAGCAGCUGUUCCACGUUGUGCAGAUGCUCCAAGAGUACAACAACCUGGUGCGGGAACUGAACUCCGUUAUUCGUGAAGACGACGCGGAGGCUUCAAAUACUCGGGUGCAAUUUUUGUGCAAAAUAAACGAGUGCAAAGUAAAAGCACUCGCUAGAGAACUAGAGCGGCUUUUAUUAUCGUACACGGGAAAUUUGAAUGAUUUUAAUUCGAUUCUUAGAUUAAUUGUUCCUCAUAUUAAACAGAUAAUGGACGAACCCUACAGCGCAGUGUUAGCUGCUUGGUAUUUAUUCGACCCGAUAGGAAAAGCACUUGGACCAAAAGACACUGCCGAAACAUUCCUUGCGCCGAUAGUUAAAUUGUAUGAAAAUGGUUCGAUUAUUGACAGUAACAUUUACGCUGAUUAUUUACCUGUUGCGACUCUCGCUAAAUUCCGCAUCAUGAAACUUUAUCACCGGAGUUUUCUUCUAAAACUGAUGGUCCGUUUGGGCCUACGACGAUUCCUAGAAAAUUUUAUUACGCCGCUGGUAGAAGCUGUCGGUUGUUAUCGAGACCACCCCCAGACUUCGAGUAUCAAUCAGCAGCGAGCGGGAAAUCUCAAGAGCUGUGACCUGAGUGACAAUUCUGGCGAGGGUGAAGUGAUUCUGUCACCACUGGACGAGGAUUCUUCGGUGGACUCUGAGCAAAAUUUGAACUCCGUCACGCUGGCCUGUGAUCCCGAAAGCUCACGCGAGACACCGACGAUAGAAAAUGAAGUUGAAGAAGUUUUCACCAUGGAAACGGAGGAAAUUUUAUCACCGUCAGACAAUAAAGUCCUGCGGGAUCCCCACAUGGUGCUGAAUUUAAAUAUCAUCGACGACUUAGUCGACGAGGGAGUCCGCAAUUCACCUCCGGGUACAAUCAAGUCGCCGACGAUACCGAUACCCACUACGACUGACCGAGGAAUUAAAUUGGUAGCAGACUUUAAUACAAUCGGCUGUCAUGUCGGAAGUAAAACAUCCAGCGAAGAUUUGCCACUCUCUAGUUCUUACACAGGAAACAUUCAAACGUCAACUGCUGGAGAAACUAGCGCUUAUGAUUCAGACAAAGCAAAGACUGCAUUUAAAAUAGAUAUUGGAGCAACUUGUGAUGACGAACUGGACGAGUCUAAGGAUAAAAAUUUCGAGUCCGAGGCUUUGACUCCUCGGGAGUGCAAAGUAUCGGAAAUUAGCACUGAGUCUGUUAUCUGGCUGUCGCAUCGACUGGGUCCAGUUCUUACGGCUCGUUAUCUAUCGCGAAAUCUUCUGCGCAUGCUGACACUCUGCUACGCGGGAAGCAAUAAUUUAGUAGCAAUAGACGAAGAUCUGUAUUCUGAAGAAUUGCACUGGAGAAAAGUCCAGUUGGUUGGGGAUAUCAAUGCAAUGAAAGUAUUAGAAUCUUUGACAGCAAUAGCAAGUCUGUAUGGGGAACAAAUGAUCAUCUUGCAAUAUUUGAGUCACAUGGCUGAAUUGCUGACGCUGUGCAAACGUAAAUUAACUCCUAAUUUAGAAGGCGGACUGGUUUCAUGUCUAGCACUGCUCUCUUUCGUGACGCCCUGCCUAGGAGAUGCUUCGCUGAUGGACGCACUGCACGAGACGAUAGUAAAAUCCAUUUUACAUCCAACUGUCCGAAUUCUCUCGACCACCAGAUACUCAUUUCCCAGCGGCGUAAAUGCGCGCACUGCACUGGCCAAUAAAUGUCUCGAAGUAUUGUCGAGCCUCAGCAUCCGCCUAGGCAGCGCUACCACGAAGACUCACCUUUCUGUACCAAUUCAACGAUUUUUUUUGGCAUUCGACAAAGUUUUUAAUGCUAAGGGCCAAUCGCAAGAUGAAGAAAUUCCUAAAAAACGUGAUAAAUUUGAGGGUAAAAAAAUAAAUGACAGAAAUGAAUUUUUAAAAGAUUCAACGCAUGAUUGGACUCUAGUUGAUUCAUCUUCAAUGGGAAUCCAGGCCGCUGCAGCUGACAUAGCUGUCUCAUACUCACCUCCAAUAUUAGAUCACGACGAAACGAAUCCCCAGAGAAAUCAAGCAUUUGAAGAACUCAAAUCGGUAUUUACAUUAGAGUUUGCUCACAAAGCAUAUUUACUUUUCUACCGUCACUUGGACGAAGGUAUGAUGGAAGAUUUGUUAAAAAAUCAUCAAUUGAUACGGGAGCUCUGUGAACAAUACGAGCAAAAUCUGCCUACAUGUGACAUUGGGUCAAGUAAAUCUGACCCGACAUAUCUGCAGACCGCUGAAACUCCGUCUGAGAGCGACGUUAUCGUCAAAGGAAUCGGCAGCUUCGGUAAUAUUUCAGUAGUUGGCAAUAGAAUAGAAGUAGGCGAUACUCUGGACAAUUUAAACCCGUCAAAUCGCGACGGGCCUGUCUCACACGGCCGUCAACUGCGUGGCAACUGGUUAGCAUACUGGGAACACGAAAUCGGUCGCCCUGACAAAGACUUGAGUUUUAAUAUUAAGCAAAUAAAACUCCAAAGCUUCAGCGGACACACCAAUAGCGUAAGAUGUUUGCACGUGUUGGACAACGAGAACAGUUUUAUGAGCGGCGCUCGCGACAAAACAGUAAAACUCUGGAGUAUCCGGAGCCAAGGUGACGGAACUGGAGUCUCUCCAUGCCAGUACACCUACACAGGGCACAAAAAAUCAAUUUUAGCUUUGACAUUCUUAGAAUCUCUACGAUACGCAGUUACUUGUGACGGCGCAGUCCACUGCUGGGAUCCAUUUAUGGGCUCAUUACUCGGCUGUCCCGAGAGUUCACGCGCAGCUCCCGUUAAUGCUCUGGCAGCAAAUAAUACACCUUCGACAUCACUAUUAGCAGCGACUACUGACGUGACACUUCACGUCAUAGACUGCCGUACUUUCUCGUACGUAAACGAGUUAAAAGUAGCCAUCAAUCCCGCGGGAUUGAUCAGGUGCAUCGCUGUGGCACCAAGUGGACACUGGGUAGCACUCGGUCAAGCCUCAGGAGUUCUUACUAUCCUUGACAUCAGGACCGGUCUGAUAAUCGCCUCAUGGAAAGGCCAUGAGUGUGAAAUCCUACAACUGGAAGCAGUUAACGAGACCACUAUCGUCAGUUCGUCACUGGACCAAACGAUUGCCGUGUGGAGUGCCGUCGACGGUAAAUUAAAAUUCCAUUUAAAAGGCGCCACUGAACCUGUUCACUGCAUGGCGCUGUACGAACAGCAACUGAUUUCCGGUACAACCGCGAACCGAAUCGGCGUCCACGCGGCAGUUGACAACACCGCGGUAUUUUCAUCUUCAAAACUAAAAUCCGACGCUUUCAAAGGCGUACUCACUGCUAUGACCGUACUACCGCUAAAUAGACUUCUGCUACUGGGAUCUGACAACGGCGGUAUCACUCUACUCUGUUAAUUUAUUUACCUGCUAAAAAUGUGUAAUAUUUUAUUUAUUAUUUUUUUUUUUUUUA
This is a messenger RNA of Microplitis demolitor, 6446 nucleotides long. RefSeq names its product WD repeat-containing protein 81 (gene Wdr81). NCBI's taxonomy places the organism in Eukaryota, Metazoa, Arthropoda, Insecta, Hymenoptera, Braconidae. Gene Ontology annotation, cellular component: mitochondrion. The coding region runs from base 563 to 6391 and encodes 1942 amino acids. The record is from RefSeq and is a predicted model, not a curated record. Gene Ontology annotation, molecular function: phosphatidylinositol 3-kinase regulator activity; protein binding. Gene Ontology annotation, biological process: aggrephagy. The transcript is spliced from 10 exons.